Exophiala bonariae is the source of this 789-nucleotide messenger RNA. RefSeq lists its product as uncharacterized. Lineage: Eukaryota; Fungi; Ascomycota; Eurotiomycetes; Chaetothyriales; Herpotrichiellaceae. The record is from RefSeq and is a predicted model, not a curated record. Gene Ontology annotation, molecular function: hydroxyacylglutathione hydrolase activity. The coding region runs from base 1 to 789 and encodes 262 amino acids. The transcript has 2 exons.
AUGCAUAUUCAGAGUAUCCCCAUGUCUGUGGUCCACGAAGGGGUUGGCUCAUCCAACAACUAUGCAUACCUAGUCCACGACGACGAGACCAAAGAUGCCGUCAUCAUCGACCCUGCGAACCCUCCCGAAGUCAUCCCUGUGCUCAACGAUAAACAAAGCUCCCUCAACCUGACCGCUAUCAUGAACACGCACCAUCACUGGGACCACGCCGGCGGGAAUACAAAAAUCCUCGCCGCCCUCCCCAAACCCGUCCCCGUCAUUGCGGGCAAGGACAGCGAGGGCGUCACAAAAACACCCUCCCAUGGCAGUAAAUUUAACAUCGGCAAGAACAUCCAAGUCACUGCGCUACACACCCCUUGCCACACGCAGGACAGUAUCUGCUGGUUCUUCGAGGAUCAAUCGAGCGACGAGCGCGUCGUCUUUACCGGCGACACGCUAUUCCACGGAGGGUGCGGGAAAUUCUUCGAAGGCAACGGGGAAGAGAUGGAGAAGGCGUUAAACCAAGUUCUCGCGGCACUGCCGGACGACACCAAGGUGUUCCCCGGGCAUGAAUAUACCAAGUCGAAUGUCAAGUUUUUGAAGAAGGUCGCGGGAGAUAAUAAAGCGGUCCAGGCGUUGGAGAAGUUCGCCGACGAAAAUCAAGAGACUCAGGGUAAGUUCACGAUCAAGCAGGAGAAGGAACACAAUGUUUUCAUGCAGACCAAGUCGGAGGAGAUGAAGAAGGUCACGGGCGAGACGGAGCCCAGUAAGGUGAUGGCUAAGUUACGAGAGUUGAAAAAUGCUGGCUAG